Molecule: messenger RNA, 1879 nt
Organism: Camponotus floridanus (Florida carpenter ant)
Lineage: Eukaryota; Metazoa; Arthropoda; Insecta; Hymenoptera; Formicidae
Product: fatty acid synthase-like
Exons: 9
Coding region: 146-1879 (577 amino acids)
Biological process (GO): fatty acid biosynthetic process
Molecular function (GO): 3-oxoacyl-[acyl-carrier-protein] synthase activity; fatty acid synthase activity
Source: RefSeq, a predicted model, not a curated record
GUUAGUAAAACGCGUUUUGUUCCAUGAUUUAAGUCAUUGUGGUAGUCAGAUUUACAAAGUUGUGUUUUUAUUAGAAUCGCCAAGCACUGCUUUUAUAAACAAUUUUUUUAAAUUUUUGAAUGUGAUUUAUUAGAAUUUGUAGAAAAUGGAUAAUAAUAAACGGUUCAAUCCAUAUAUCAGCGUUGAUGCGGAGGAAGAAAUAGUUAUCUCUGGUAUCGCUGGACGCUUUCCGAGUUCAGAUAAUAUAAAAGAAUUUCAGGAUAAUCUUUUUAAUAAAAUGGAUCUUGGCUCGGAGGAUCAUCAACGCUGGACAAAUUGUACCUAUGAAAUGCCUCCUCGAAUAGGAAAAAUCAACAAUAUAGAAAAAUUUGAUGCAAAAUAUUUUAAUAUGUCGAUCGAAGAAGCUCAUACGCUUGAUCCCGGGACUAGAAUAUUGCUCGAAAACACCUAUGCAACAAUUAUUGACGCAGGUGUCAAUCCCGUGGAACUGCAAGGAACAAGGACGGGAAUUGUCACAGCAAUGACAAUUUCUGAUACAUAUCUCGAUCUAGUAUACGAAAAGCUUCAUGUUGCUGGAUUACCGAUACUUGGUUGCAGUAAAAGUAUGUUAGCAAAUAAAAUUUCUUACUGGCUCAACGUUACUGGACCAUCGUAUAACAUCGAUACUGCAUGUAGCUCGAGCCAUUUCGCUAUGGUGGAAGCUUACAAUUUGAUUCGAUCUGGAAUUUGCGACGCGGCUAUUGUCGCUAGUGUCAAUUUAUGCUUUCAUCCUUUAGUAACUCGCCAGUUUUAUCGUUUGGGAGUGUUAUCUGGCGAUGGCUACUGUAAACCUUACGAUGAAGAAGGUACCGGUUACAUGCGUAGUGAGGCGGCUACAGUAGUGUUCUUGCAAAAAGCAAAGGACGCAAGAAGAAUCUAUGCGACUUUUAUUUAUGGUAAAACAAAUUGCGAUGGUUUCAAAGAAGAAGGAAUUACAUUUCCAUCAUUAGAUAAACAAAAAUUAUUAUUGGAAAAAUUUUACAAGGAAUGUAACGUUUCGCCUCGUGAACUGUCUUACCUAGAAGCUCAUGCAACUGGCACUAUAGCCGGCGAUCCAGUGGAGCUUCAAGCAAUCGACGAAGCUUUAUGCAUCAAAAGAGAUUUUCCUCUAUUAAUAGGUUCAGUAAAAUCGAAUAUUGGACAUUCUGAACCCGUUAGCGGUCUUUGCCAAAUUGCAAAGGUUUUAAUAGCGAUGGAAACUGGUAUAAUCCCUCCUACUAUACAUUUAAAACAUCCACGAAAGAAUAUGACUGCUAUCAUUGAAGGAAGAGUAAAAAUAGUUACUGAACCGACAGAAUGGAAGGGUGGCUACGUCGGUAUUAAUUCUUUCGGAUUUGGUGGUGCUAAUUCCCAUAUAUUAUUGAAAUCAAAUUCGAAAAUUAAAGUUAAUAAAACAAAUAAUAAUUUACCUAAGCUUGUAGUUAUAUCUGGACCUACCGAAGAAGCAGUUAAAAUCAUGUUAAAUGACAUACAAAGUCGAUCAACAGAUGUAGAAUAUAUAUCUCUUCUGCAUCAUAUUCAUAGCGGCAAUAUAAAAGAUCAUCCCUACAGAGGAUACAUAAUUGCUGGACCCAAAAUAACUAAUAAUGCAAUAAUUAAAAGGAGAUGCAACUUAUGUACGAAAAGACCGAUUUGCUUCAUAUUUUCUGGAAUUGGAUCUCAGUAUUUUAACAUGGGUCGAGCUUUAAUGGAAUUUCCAGUAUUCGCUAAAGCAAUCCAAAAAUGCGAUACUGUUUUGGAACCUUAUAAAAUAUUUGUCACAGGGAUUCUAUUAAAUAACGGCAAUAUUCUCAAUAACGUAGUCAACUUAUUUGUAAGCCUUAUUGGAUUACAGAAUUAA